This is a messenger RNA of Pan troglodytes (chimpanzee), 3048 nucleotides long. It is a transcript of the gene FANK1, whose product is annotated as fibronectin type III and ankyrin repeat domains 1. The record is from RefSeq and is a predicted model, not a curated record. Gene Ontology annotation, cellular component: nucleus. Gene Ontology annotation, biological process: regulation of apoptotic process. Lineage: Eukaryota; Metazoa; Chordata; Mammalia; Primates; Hominidae. The transcript is spliced from 10 exons. Gene Ontology annotation, molecular function: protein binding. Bases 342 to 1424 code for a protein of 360 amino acids.
GGUAGCGCGGAAAAGCGAGACCCUGUCUUUUCAAAAAAUAAAAGUUAGCCAGAUGUGAUGGUAUGUACCUGUAGUCCCAGCUACUCGGGAAGCUCAGGCAGGUGGAUCACUUGAGUCCAGCAAUCCAAGGCUGCAGUGAGCUACUAUCAAACUACUGCCCCCUAGCCUGGGUGACAGAGCAGAAGCUUGCCUCUAAAAAACAAAAGCACAGGCAACAAAAGCAAAAAUAAACAAAUGAGAUUACAUCAAACAAAAAAGCUUCUGCACAGCAAAGGAAACAAUAAACACAGUGAAAGGGCAACCUACAGAAUGGGAGAAAAUAUUUGCAAGCUAUUCAUCUGAUGGGAUUAAUAUCCAGAAUAUCCAAGGAGCUCGAACAUCUCAACAGCAAAAAACAAUCUGAAUACUUUAAAGGCAUCUCUACUCUGCUAUCAGCUUACAUGCUUCUGAAGAGAGAAAUCAUGCCACCCUCAAAGCCUCAUCCACCUGUCGUGGGCAAAGUGACUCAUCACAGCAUUGAAUUAUACUGGGAUCUGGAAAAGAAAGCCAAACGCCAAGGACCUCAAGAGCAGUGGUUCAGGUUCUCGAUUGAAGAAGAAGACCCCAAAAUGCACACUUAUGGUAUCAUUUAUACGGGAUAUGCAACGAAGCAUGUUGUUGAAGGUCUGGAACCAAGGACGCUGUACAGAUUUCGCCUGAAGGUCACCAGCCCCUCUGGGGAUUGUGAGUACAGCCCACUCGUCUCAGUGUCUACAACCAGUAGCAUUUGGCUUGGAGGAGAGCCCAUAAGUAGUGAGCACUUGCACCAGGCUGUCAGUGUGAAUGAUGAAGAUUUGCUGGUCCGAAUACUUCAAGGAGGCCGUGUUAAGGUUGAUGUUCCCAAUAAGUUUGGCUUUACCGCUCUGAUGGUUGCUGCCCAGAAAGGAUACACCAGGCUUGUGAAAAUCCUAGUUUCUAAUGGCACAGACGUGAAUCUGAAGAAUGGAAGUGGCAAGGACAGUCUAAUGCUGGCGUGCUAUGCGGGACACCUAGAUGUUGUGAAAUAUCUCCGAAGACAUGGCGCUUCUUGGCAGGCUAGAGACCUGGGAGGCUGUACAGCUCUGCACUGGGCUGCAGAUGGAGGCCACUGCAGUGUGAUUGAGUGGAUGAUAAAGGAUGGCUGUGAGGUAGACGUCGUGGACACUGGUUCAGGAUGGACCCCACUCAUGAGAGUCUCUGCGGUGUCGGGAAAUCAGAGGGUGGCCUCUCUUCUAAUUGAUGCUGGGGCCAAUGUGAAUGUGAAGGACAGAAAUGGAAAGACGCCCCUUAUGACUGUAUUCACUAGCCUGCUCUAUGGAAGGAGUGUGCAUCCCUUCUGGUUGACAUCAAGCUUGGCAAAACUGCCCACCCUCCUGAUCGAUAUUGAGCCAUCCUUAUAUUCUUGAGAUCAUCUCCCUGGGUUAUGGUGGACUGCAGGAUUCUUCAUGCUCAUAUGCUAUGUAUGUUUGCUCUUUUUCUUCUUUUUACUUAAUGAGAUUAGAAAGUGGCGUAUACACUGUUAGAAUUUUCCCAAAGAGCAACUCAUAGUUUUAUUAGCUCUACUUUAUUCUAAUGAACUUAUCCUUAGGUCUACAAAUUCAUUUCUUCUAUUUUUUCCCCUGGGUUUAUUUUAUUGUUCCUUUUAUAACUUUAUAGUAGAUAUUAAAUUCCCUUUUUCAUCCUUUACAAAUUAAUUUAUAGAUUUAGGGCUAUGAAUUUUCCCCCAGCGGUGCUUUAGUUACAUUAUCAUAGAACUUUUCUAAACUUUUCUAAUGAAAAAUUCAACUGGGAGAACUUGCUAAGUACACAUUUCGUAGCCCCAUCUCUGCUCUCUGAAUUGGAAUCUUCAGGGAAAGGGCAUGAGCAAUGGAUUUUAAUGGGUUUGAACAAGCAUCACAAGUGAGUUCUUCUAAUUCUAAGAUCUUGAGAAUCCCUACCAUCACAUGUGCUAUUAGAAAUGUUUUCACUUGCUGUUUUCUAAUCUGCAAUUCAUCUUUGAAAACUAAUGAAUCAAUUCAUUUCUAGGGUAUGGAAUUAUUUUUUGAGAAUUUUUAUUCUUCCAAGGCACUUGGAAAGACGAUAUAUUCUGUAUGUUUGGAGUAUCCUGUUUGAUAUAUAUCAAUUAUGUUUGAAGUUCUGUAUGUACUAAGUUCUGUAUGUAACAUAUAUAUCAAUUAUGUUUGAAGUUCUGUAUGUACCAGCUUGUGUGAUCAUAGGUGGAGAGUGGUAAGAAUAAAGACUCCUUCGGCUGGGUGCCGUGGCUCACACCUGUAAUCCCAGCAUUUUGGGAGGCCAAGGUGGGCGGAUCAUGAGGUCAGGAGUUUGAGACCAGCCUGGCCAACACAGUGAAACCUCAUCUCUACUAUAAAUACAAAAAUUAGCCAGGCGUGGUGGCACGUGCCUGUAAUCCCAGCUACUCAGGAGGCUGAGGCAGGAGAAUCGCUUCAAGCCAGGAGGCGGAGGUUGCAGUGAGCUGAGAUAGCACCAUUGCACUCCAGCCCGGGUGACAGAGUGAGACUCCGUCUUAAAAAAACAAAAAAAAAGACUCCUUUAUUCUUGUUAGCAUUUUGUAUUUGUAUUUUUGUAUUUUCUGUAGUUUUAUUAAGUUGGAUGCUGUGUUUUUUAAAUAGGUAUCUAUUUACACUUAGAUUUUUCAUACCAAAUAACUCCGAUAUUGUCUCUACCACUGCUUGCUUGCUUUUUGGAUUUCUUAUGUAAAUAGAUGAGUUUUAAAAAAUUAGGUUAUACAUUCACAUUGUUCAAAAACCAUAUCAUGCCCCACCCCCCGUGUCGUGUGUGAGCAUCUUCCUUCCUGUGCCGUGGUCUCACACGUUCAUGAGGUUGGUAGCACACACCCCUUAUGCACCCCCACCCUGCCAGCCAUUCUUCUUAGUUUCUUAUGUACUGCUCCAAACUUUUCUCAAGCAUCUAUAAAUGAAUGAGAAUACAUUUUUCUACAUGAAGGCCUUCCGCCAAUUUUUGUAACAUUCUCAGUAACAAAUGAGAGACACAUUGAUAUUUACCUUUAUA